Molecule: messenger RNA, 659 nt
Organism: Daphnia magna
Lineage: Eukaryota; Metazoa; Arthropoda; Branchiopoda; Diplostraca; Daphniidae
Exons: 3
Coding region: 1-411 (136 amino acids)
Source: RefSeq, a predicted model, not a curated record
AUGACUGUCCAGCCAGGCAGGUCUUCUACUGGAAGACUAUGGCCAUCGCCACACAGAACUCAGGUGCGUGUAUGCGUGUCAAGCCAAAGCUGCAGCGCUGCAUACACCACUUUUAUUGCAAUAGGAAGGGCAGAAAAUCCGCGACAUUGCCUCGGGUAUCCACCAGCAGUUGUUAUCGACGAACAACAUCUGAAAACGUACCUUAAAUACCUUCUUUCUUUCCUCUUCCCCGUAGGUCAGCCGUGGUUACUCCUCAGACGAGAGAUACUGUUGAUUAUGAAGAAGAUCCAAAGGUUUAUUGACUUUUUGACUUGGUGCCUCCAGAUGCGUGAGCACGGACGCGUGGACUCUCAUUUCCAGCUUAAGACCAAGAAACUCUUGUUCGCCUAUCCGAGACAUUUCCCAUGCUGACUUUUCAACCUGAUUGAUGGCAGCUUGAAUUCCCUUCGUCACAAGAAAGGAAGUUAUUAAUUUAAACUAAUUGCUUCAGUAAAUUGGUGCCAUAAAAAUUACUUCCUGCUGACUUAGCAAUUGUUCUUCUAAAGUUUUGAUGGCAGCUGUGAGCUCUUUAUAGAUUGCUGAAAAUAAUAUUUGUUAAAAAAUAAAUAAAUGCCGGAUACCAACAAUACGAUAAAAUACAGACAUUCGAUGCUGCAGAA